Molecule: messenger RNA, 1219 nt
Organism: Frankliniella occidentalis (western flower thrips)
Lineage: Eukaryota; Metazoa; Arthropoda; Insecta; Thysanoptera; Thripidae
Product: ubiquitin carboxyl-terminal hydrolase 36-like
Exons: 9
Coding region: 292-1218 (308 amino acids)
Biological process (GO): protein deubiquitination; regulation of apoptotic process
Cellular component (GO): cytosol; nucleus
Molecular function (GO): cysteine-type deubiquitinase activity; cysteine-type endopeptidase activity
Source: RefSeq, a predicted model, not a curated record
CAAAGAGCUCUUGUCACCCCUGUGCCUCCAAGUGGGACACUGCAGCGUGUCCAACAGGGCUCACAAGUUACUCCCAAACCUCAACCCCUUUGUGUUCCUGCUAUACAGCCAAUUCUGAAGACACCUGUUGCUCUCUCAGCGCAGUCUCGACUCAGACAGCAGCAGGUUCAACAGAGUCCACAGGCUCCCCCUCGGCCUCAGCUUAAUUAUCAGAGUGGUGCUCCAAAAUAUCUGUAUCCACCAUCUUCAAUCAAGCUGGGCUGGACCAAACAGUAUCCUGUUGGCAGUGGAAUGAAGAAUCAGGGCAACACCUGUUAUAUUAAUGCUGCAUUGCAGGCACUAUUUCACAUACCUGCAUUUGUCUCAUUGGUCCUUGAGGACCAAAGGCACCGAGACAAUUGUACUCUAAAAAAGAAUAAUACAUGCUUGAUGUGCUCUGUAGCAGAGACUCUGAUAAGAAGUCACCAGUCCUCUCUUGUGGUCCCUGUUCGAAUUUACAACCAACUGCCCAUGAUUCACUCUUUUUUGAAGAGAGGGAGGCAGGAGGACUCACAUGAGUUCUUAACUCAUUAUCUGGACAAGCUUGAUGAAGAGUAUUUAAAGCGGUUUCCAAUUUCUCAGAGAAACUCCAACAAUUCUGCAACAUCACCCAUCAAAUUAAUAUUUCAGGGACAUAUCCUUCAAGAAGUAACUUGCCUCAAUUGCAAAGGAGUUUCAAAGUCCAUUCAGUCCAUUAGCGACCUGAAUGUGGUGUUGCAGGAUAGUGUACUGCAGGCAAUUUCUGUCUAUUUUCAGCCAUCGAAGCUGGUUGGCUAUAAAUGCCAAAAUUGCAGGUCCCAAAGUGGGGCUUACAAAGCGUCCUCUAUAAUCAAUCCUCCUAAUGUGUUGGUUAUUACUUUAAACAGAUUUCAGGCACAGACAGGGGCCAAAAUAAACUCGCCCUGCAAGGUGGAUCCAACGUUGGACCUCAAGAAGUUUUACAAAGGAAACAAAGAUGGUUGUAGGUACAAAUUUUUGGCUUGUGUAAACCAUCAUGGUCCAGGGGCAAAACGUGGCCAUUACACUUGCCUUGCUGUUGCAGCUAAUGGCUCAACAUAUGAGUUUGAUGAUGAAAAGGUCUCACCAGUGCAAAACUCAUCUGCUGAUGACAACGUUGCCCUUGGCAGCUACUUCAUUUUCUAUGAAAAGCAACAAAAUAAACUAGUUGACAAAAAAUAAU